Molecule: messenger RNA, 4499 nt
Organism: Paramisgurnus dabryanus
Lineage: Eukaryota; Metazoa; Chordata; Actinopteri; Cypriniformes; Cobitidae
Source: RefSeq, a predicted model, not a curated record
UAGUUUAGUCUGUAGAUGACCUACAAGUGCUGUGGUGACUACAAAGAUACUAUAUGGGAGGAUCUUUCAACAUCAACAGAAAGUCCUCAGAGCCUUAGAAGUGAAGUGUCAGCACACUAAUGGUGUCACUUUAGGAUGUUACACCCAGAUUGUAUUAUACAAAUUUGAAUAUCGGACUGAUUUAAACAGAGGCAACUGAAAGUGCUGAUAUAAUAUCACUGUCACAGUAACCACUGAAUCGGUACUAUAGCAACCAUAUUAACUUCAACAGUCAAUGUGUCACAGCAGAAAUAGAUUUUUUUGGACAAUUUUUUACAGAAAUCUUAAACUACAGAAAUCUUUUGUUCUGCAGAAAUCUUUGUGACUUGAAUACUUCAGUGAGAAACAUGGCCAGAGAAAGAGAAAUAUUAAAGCAGAUUUUAGGACUUACCGUGGCUAUCUUGAUUACCCAUUUGUUUGAGGUGGAGACAAAUGAAUUGCAAGAAGCAAACAUGGCUUUACAGUUUAGCUACAUAGAUGAACCACAGCAUCACAUAAGACAAAGACGAGCAGUCCCAUAUACAGUCCCAUAUACAGUCCCAUAUACACAGGCUGAAAUUGAGAUUCAUGCAUCAGACAUCUCUGUGAUCAAUGAGCUGAAGAUUUAUCUGCAUGAGCUUAUUCAAAAUAAUACUGUGAUCGACAAUGUGACAUUAGUUGAUUUAAGCUUCACCACAGUUUGCAACAUGUUACCAGGUACCACUGAUUACCAGUGUAAUUGUGAGAAUCAGUAUGUAUGGCCUUGUGACAAAUGUACAGAAUAUGGGAGCUGUAAUAACAGCAUCACUAACAACACAUGCAGCUGCAUCAAUGCUUAUCCAAAUAAUGGACAGUUCUGUCGGCCAAUCAGCGAGAUGACAAAUGCCACAACAUGUCAGCAAACAGAUGUGGAUGAAUGUGUUGAGAUUCCUGAGAUCUGUGGUCCAAACUCAAUCUGCAACAACACUGCUGGGAAUUACAAUUGCUCGUGUAUGAGUGGAUAUAAUGUUACCAAUCCGAACCUCCCUAUAAACGUCAGUAACCCAUGCACAGCUACAGCCAAACCAGCAACUACAGCCAAACCGGCAACUACAGCCAAACCGGUAACUACAGCCAAACCGGCAACUACAGCCAAACCAGUAACUACAGCCAAACCGGUAACUACAGCCAAACCAGUAACUACAGCCAAACCAGUAACUACAGCCAAACCAGUAACUACAGCCAAACCAGCAACUACAGCCAAACCAGUAACUACAGUCAAAACAGCAACUAUAGCCAAAACCAAGGCUACAGUCAAACCAGCACAACCACCACCAAUAACACUGACAGUUAUAAAAAUGUCUAUGAGGAUAAAUAUAAUUUUUGAGACCAGCCUCACCAACAAUGCUAAUCAGAAGUACAAACUGUAUGAAGAUCUCAUUAAAUCUGCAAUUGAAAAUAGUUACAGGAAUCUGCCUAACUACAUUAAAGGUUCAGUACAUGUCAUUGGCUUCAGGUCUGGUAGCAUUAUAGCAGACUACACGAUCACUGCAAACAGCACCAAUCUGGAUUUUACAGAUGCAAACAAAGAAGUUACCGACACUCUAGCAAAGGCAGGAAUCCCUUUAGCUCAGGAUGCUUUUGCUAAUAGUGUGGAAACAGUUCUGACAACCAAAAAUAAAUAUUAUCCUCAGCAAGAUGUGGAACUGACGUGUAAACGUCCAGUUUCUGUUUUGGGAGCUAUGAAAUGGAGUGUGAAUGACAAAGAUCCUGCAGGAAACAGUGCAAAAUACACCAUUUCAAAUGACGGUAGCACUCUCAUUGUGAACAAUGCAAGUGAAAGUGACAGUGGUAGAUACUCAUGUAUCAUACAAAGCUCCCCAAUACCUUACAUUCAGUGGCAAACAGUAUCUAUUGAACCACGUCCUAAUAUUAUAGUGGAUAAAACUGAUAUACAGCUUCAGUGUCGAGACAAAACUGUCACACUAACAUGCUGUGCUGAUGGUUACUCAGUUGAGUGGUCUGGGACUGUUGCUGGUGAUGAUGUGACAAAUUCAGGAUCUGGUUGUAUUACAUUACAACAUCAAAUAAGCACAACGUGUGGGACUAAUGAAAACUUAACAUGCCGACUAAAGGACAUGCCAGAAUUACAAACAUUUGAUUAUAGCAGCAGGACAGUGAAAGUUCAGACAGUCAAUGUGUUUAACUGUAUAAGUGACACACUUGGAGUUGGAAAAAUAGGUGACAUUGUAACAGGAUUGUGUGAAAAAGGCCUGGAAGGCCUCAUAACUUAUCAAUGUAAACAGACAACAGAUCUCAAAUAUGACUGGACAGAAGUACAGAAAGAUUGUGUUGUUCCGGCUAUCAAAGACCUUGAGAGGAGAUCUGAGGUUUUAUUUGUGGAGCAGAUUCCAGUGUUCAUGACAAACCUCAGUAACACUGCAGUGCAAGAUAAACCUGCAAUAACAAAAUCUGCUGACACUGUGCAAACCAUUGUUAACAUCCUUACCACAGUUGCUAGUGUCUCACAAAAUAUUAACAUCAGUCAGCCUGUGAUGGUGGAUUUUCUUAAAACAGUGGACAUCAUUGUAUCAGAUGCAUCUAAAAACUCAUGGACAGAUUUGAACAAUGACAACAAAACAGAAAACAAAAGCACUGAACUUCUUCAAGCUAUUGAAACUAUGAGUGAUCGGCUCUCUGAUGUCGAUGAUUAUAUGUUUAAUGAAACCUCCAUUCAGUUAAAUAGAACAAGAAUUGAAAACUCAUUCACUGGAUCAUCUUUACUCCCAAACUCAACUACUCAGAUUGUGAUACCAAAGGUUCUUAAACCGACACUUAUGACGACUAUUAUCUUCACAAAACUUGACAAUGUUUUACCAACUCGAAAUACUUCUAAUAAUGACAACAAGACAUCAGGAAACCAAAUCAAUGGAGAUGUUGUUGUUGUAAGGGUUAAUAACGCAAUUAACAACAUUUCAUUUACCUUUGAUACUACAAAUACAUCAUUGAAAAAUCCUCAGUGUGUCUUUUGGAACUUUUCUCUGGACCAUUGGGAUACCAAAGGAUGUAAAGUGAAGCCAUCAGGGAAUAACACGGUUACAUGUGAAUGCGAUCACACAACCUCUUUUUCAAUCCUGAUGUCUCCGUUUGCAAUUGAUAACCCUGCCUUAGCCUAUAUAACAUAUAUUGGUGUAGCUAUUUCAAUGGCCAGCUUGAUUCUGUGCCUCAUCAUUGAGAUGAUCGUAUGGAAGUCAGCAACAAGAAAUGACACGUCGUACAUGCGUCACGUCUCAAUAGUCAACAUUGCUGUGUCACUGCUGAUCGCAAACAUCUGUUUUAUCAUCGGAGCUGCAAUUGCAGACCAAGAGCAGCCAACUUCAGUGGGUCGCUGCAGUCCAGUGGUUUUCUUCAUGCACUUUUUUUACCUGGCUGUUUUUUUCUGGAUGUUCAUUUCAGCACUUUUGCUUCUUUAUCGCACCGUCAUGGUCUUUUCUCAGAUGUCAAAAACUAAUAUGAUGGUCAUUGCCUUUAUGGUUGGUUAUUGUGCACCUUUGCUCAUAGCGGUUAUUACUGUCGCAUCCACAGCUGGACCUAAAAACUAUAUUUCAAAAGAAAAUGCAUGUUGGCUGAACUGGUUUGAAUCUAAGGCCCUGCUGGCAUUUGUGAUUCCAGCUCUGACUCUCAUCGCCUUUAACCUCCUGGUUUUGAUUGUGGUUGUGUGUAAGAUGGUCAGGAGAGGAGUUGGUGCUUUAACUAAUUCAAAUGAGAAACACACUCUUGUGGUCAUUGCCCGAUGUGUGGCCAUUCUGACUCCUAUUUUUGGUCUAACAUGGGGAUUUGGCAUUGGAACCAUGGUGUCACGUAACUUUGGCCUUCAUGUGGUGUUUGCAAUCCUUAAUUCAUUGCAGGGAUUCUUUAUUUUGGUGUUUGGAGUUCUUCUGGACAGCAAGAUCCGCGAGAUAUUGGCAGGAAAGUUUUCACUGAGGAGCCUUACCAGCUCUGACCGUACCAGGAGCACUACUGCAGGACAACCUUCAAGUGGACCGCGUUUGUUUCAAAGGAUAAGGAGAAAUGUGUACAACGUAUCUGAAGCCAAUGCUUCCUCAGGACUAUCAUCUUCAAACAGCUCCAGUGAGGCAUAUUCUUCAUUGAGUCCAUAACUACUUCAUGAUCUAAAGCCAGAGGACCUUUACAAAACCUGUUUCCUUUCUGUUUCUGUUACCUGCUUUCAUCUUUCAUGAUAAAUAAAAAAAGGGAUAUGAAUUGCUAUUUGGUAUUUCAUUUAUCAAAACACAAACAGAGCUGUGCAACUACUGUAGACCCAUAUUAUUGAUACUAUAUCAACUUUCUGUUAUAAGUGAAAGUCGAAUCAUGCCGCUUAUCAUGGUAUUAUUAUUAAAUACAUUUUAAAUUCACAUUUUUAAAAAUAAUAUAUCAAAGUCUUAUCUACACUUUCUUGUUUUCAAACAAAUGCCCAAAAUAAAUGUUUUAAUAAUAGAGUG